AUGCUUCGGGUGUUUCUGACUUCCAAAACGGCUGGUCUAUGGAUGAACAACCACACAACCCAUGGGGAGUGGUGUGGUGGCCCUGACCGCAAUGGCCUCUGGUUCGACCCCGCGAGCAGCUUCUACACGGAGGAGCAGUGGCUGGAUGACUGGGCCAUGCUGGCGCGGCGGUACCGACGCUGCAGCUACGUCGUGGGCUUCGACUUGCGCAACGAGGUCCGCUUCUGCCCCUGGCCAUUCCGAUAUCCGAUCUGGCUCGGAGGGUUUCCAAGGAUUCUGCGGCGUCUCCUUCGAUGCUUGGGCUUCUGCGAUUGGGCCGAGGCAGCAAAACGCUGCUCGUUGAGGCUUCUGGAAGCCUGCCCCGACAAGCUUCUGGUUAUCGAGCGCCGCAUCUGGCCCAUGAGGGGCCUCCGCGGCUAUGACACCUGUCUGCUGCCGCAGCUCCGAAACCGAUUGGUUCUUGGCGUGCAUCACUACAGCUGGAAUGGUCCUGGUCGUUACCUGCCGUUUGCCCACAUGAGGAGCAAAGGUUGGCAGCUGCUCUCCAGGAGUCUCCUGAGAUUCCUCCGGAUCUUCUCAAAGCAAAACUACGGCGAGAUGUCGGCCAGCGAUCUGUCCGAAGUCCUCCACGAACAGUGGGGUUGGCUCUUGGAAAGAGAUGUCUGCCCCGUGUGGGUCAGCGAAUUUGGAACUGGCCAGCAUCCGGGGUUUGACCUGGACUGGUUUCAGCGCUUUGUGGAGAUUCUUGGUCGCCUGGAGGUUGACUUCGCCUACUGGCCCCUGAAUGUAGGUUCCUUGUUUGGCAAUCAUACAGCAGUGCAUGUACUAUGUAACCAGUAA
Symbiodinium pilosum is the source of this 840-nucleotide messenger RNA. Lineage: Eukaryota; Dinophyceae; Suessiales; Symbiodiniaceae. The record is from the annotation of a GenBank genome assembly.